Molecule: messenger RNA, 723 nt
Organism: Colletotrichum graminicola M1.001
Lineage: Eukaryota; Fungi; Ascomycota; Sordariomycetes; Glomerellales; Glomerellaceae
Product: short chain dehydrogenase
Exons: 4
Coding region: 1-723 (240 amino acids)
Cellular component (GO): intracellular anatomical structure
Molecular function (GO): oxidoreductase activity, acting on NAD(P)H, oxygen as acceptor
Source: RefSeq, a predicted model, not a curated record
AUGGCUUCCAAAGUAAUCAUUGUGACCGGCGCCAGCCGGGGCAUCGGCCUGGCCAUCACCAAGCACCUCCUCAAGGACUCCCACAAGGUCGUCCUGGCGGCGAGGUCCAAGGACCAGCUGGAGGCUCUGAAGACGGCCCAUCCCGGGCAGGCCAUCCCCCGGAUUGCUGAGGCGGCGGUCAAGGCCUUUGGCAAGAUUGACGGCAUCGUUAUCAACCACGGCGUUCUGGAACCCGUCACCCGCCUGGCAGACUCGUCCGUCGAGGAAUGGAAAAAGGCAUACGACAUCAACGUAUUCAGCGGGCUCGCAUUGGUGCAAGCAUCGCUGCUCGAGCUGCGCAAGGCCAGGGGCUGUGUCCUCUGGGUCUCCUCAGGCGCGGCCACCGGCGCAUACGCCGCCUGGGGAGCCUACGGCACCUCCAAGGCCGCCAUGAACCACCUCUCGGCGCACUUGGCCGUCGAGGAGCCCGACAUCACCAGCAUCGCCAUCGGCCCCGGCCGCGUCGACACGGACAUGCAGAAGCUCAUCCGCGAAACGGGCAGCGGCCAUAUGGCCGACGACGACCACGCCUCCUUCGUGUCGGCAUUCGACAAGGGUGAGCUGUUCAAACCCGAACAGCCUGGCAACGUCAUGGCGCGAUUCGUCGUCAAGCCACAGCAUGAUCUGUCUGGCAAGUACCUCAAAUGGCAAGCCGGCGAGCUUUCAGCAUACCAAGAUGCGUAG